AUGUUCGAAGACGAGGACGAGGGAAAUGCAUUCCUUGGGGUUGAGAGUGAAGACAUUGAUUCGUACGAGCGAGCCAAGCGAUCCUCGUUGCCAUGGCGUCCGUGGCGUUGGCUGCGAUGGCAGCCUGCUACAUCUAUACCGAACCGCGAGAUUACGAUGGAGGAGCCCGAUCACUCAGGGUCCAAGUACCCACCCAAUGUUGUGCGCAACCAGAAGUACAACCUCGUGACGUUCUUACCCAUCGUACUCUAUGAACAGUUCAAGUUCUUUUUUAAUCUCUAUUUCUUGUUGGUGGCUCUAAGCCAGUUCAUUCCAGCGUUGAAGAUUGGAUUUCUAGUAACAUACAUUGCGCCACUGUCGUUUGUUCUCUGCGUUACAAUCGGCAAGGAAGCCAUUGAUGACUACGAACGCUACAAGCGGGAUGUCGAAAGCAACAGUUCUCCAUAUGCCGUAUUGGGUCACUGCACUUCUGAGAUCAUGCGCCAGCGAUUGUCUCAUCGCCAAACGACUUCCUCCGAUAUCGAAGCCCCAGCACUCACUGAUACGCUAGUAGCCCAUGUGCCAAGCAGCGGCUUGAAGGUCGGCGACCUUGUCAUGUUACACAAGAACCAGCGUGUGCCCGCAGAUAUGGUGCUGCUCAAGACCUAUGCUGCUGACGCUGCUGACGAGACCAACGAUGAAGGUGAAUCAAACUCUGAGUCUGGCACUUGCUUCAUUCGCACGGACCAGCUAGACGGCGAGACGGACUGGAAGCUCCGUCUGGCUGUACCCGUCACACAAACUAUGUCUGAGGACGAGAUUACCGCCUUGCGAUCGCGUGCCGUUCUAGUGGCGGGUCCUCCCUCCAAAGACCUUCAUUCGUUUGUGGGGACGCUGACGAUCCACCCUUCUGGGAGAAGUUCGCCCGAAUGGAGUCAGCAGCAGGAUCUGGCUCUUUCGCAACAGCCUCAAGUAUCGCCCUUGACGAAUGAACAUGUGCUUUGGGCGAACACUGUGCUGGCUGCUGGUCGUGCUAUUGGCAUGGUUGUGUACACCGGUCGUGAAACACGAUCUGUCAUGAACACGUCGCAUCCUCAGACCAAGGUGGGUUUACUGGAUCUUGAGAUCAAUCGUUUGUCAAAAAUCCUGUGCUUUGUUACUCUUCUUCUGUCCGUUCUGCUCGUGGCACUCAAUGGCUUCCGCGGCAAGUGGUGGAUCUAUGUCUUCCGCUUCCUUAUCUUGUUCAGUUCCAUCAUUCCGAUCAGUCUACGAGUGAAUCUCGAUAUGGGCAAAACCGUCUAUGCUCGUCAGAUCCAGGGAGAUGCGGAUAUUCCCAGUACCAUCGUGCGCACAUCGACUCUGCCCGAAGAACUCGGUCGUAUCGAGUAUCUACUUAGCGACAAGACUGGCACACUUACUCAGAAUGAAAUGGAAGUGAAGCGCUUGCAUCUUGGUACCAUGAGCUAUGGCUGGGAUAGCAUGGAUGAAGUUCGCAUGCAGCUACAUUCGGCCCUGGAACAGAAGGACAGCAAACGUAUACGUCAUUGGCGCGACAUGAGUGCCCGUGUUCAUGAUGUGGUGCUGGCCCUUGGCCUUUGUCACAAUGUCACUCCAAUACAAAACGAGGAUGGAUCUGUCACCUAUCAGGCGUCGAGUCCAGAUGAAGUGGCCUUGGUGAAUUGGACAGAGUCGGUCGGCAUGCAACUGGUGGCGCGCGAUCAACACUUCAUCACUCUGGCCACGGAGCUUGGCCGCUUUUCUUUCGAGAUUCUGGAGGUGUUCCCUUUCACCUCUGAACGAAAGCGUAUGGGCAUUGUUGUGCGUGACCAGGCAACAGGAGAUGUGACUUUCUAUUUGAAGGGUGCGGAUGUUGUAAUGAGCCCUGUGGUGACACACAAUGACUGGCUUGACGAAGAGUGUGGAAAUAUGGCCCGGGAAGGAUUGCGAACUCUGGUCAUGGCCAGGCUGCGUUUAAGUCAGGAUUCUUGGACCAUGUUUGAGAAGGCGUACAACGCAGCUAAGAUUCAAGUGGAAAACCGAGAUGAAACUAUGGCUAAGGUCGUAGCUUCACACCUCGAACAAAACAUGGAGUUGCUCGGUGUGACGGGGGUGGAAGAUAAACUUCAGGAAGGCGUGAAGACCACUUUGGAAUUGCUUCGGAAUGCCAAUAUCAAGAUCUGGAUGCUUACUGGUGACAAGAUUGAGACUGCAACAUGCAUUGCUAUUUCAACAAAACUCGUUGCACGAAAUCAAUACAUUCAUCAGGUAUCCAAGGUUAAGACCAUGACAGCUGCAAGAGAUACACUCGUCUUUUUGCAAUCCAAGCUUGACUGCUGCCUCGUCAUUGACGGUGAUUCUCUGCAAUUCUUCUUUGACCAUUUCCGCACAGAGUUUGUGGAAAUUGCCACACAACUUUCUGUGGUCGUUGCAUGCCGAUGCUCACCUACACAGAAAGCAGAAGUAACGAAUCUCAUCCGCAAGCACACCAAGAAGCGGUCAUCUGGCAAAACUUCUUCUCUGGCAUGGACGUAA
Malassezia sympodialis ATCC 42132 is the source of this 2511-nucleotide messenger RNA. RefSeq lists its product as uncharacterized. The transcript has 2 exons. Gene Ontology annotation, cellular component: plasma membrane; endosome; trans-Golgi network. The record is from RefSeq and is a predicted model, not a curated record. The coding region runs from base 1 to 2511 and encodes 836 amino acids. NCBI's taxonomy places the organism in Eukaryota, Fungi, Basidiomycota, Malasseziomycetes, Malasseziales, Malasseziaceae. Gene Ontology annotation, molecular function: ATP binding; magnesium ion binding; ATP hydrolysis activity. Gene Ontology annotation, biological process: retrograde vesicle-mediated transport, Golgi to endoplasmic reticulum; phospholipid translocation; endocytosis.